Messenger RNA from Cyprinus carpio (common carp), 4427 nucleotides. RefSeq names its product histone-lysine N-methyltransferase ASH1L-like. Gene Ontology annotation, molecular function: protein binding. The transcript has 3 exons. The coding region runs from base 661 to 4419 and encodes 1252 amino acids. The record is from RefSeq and is a predicted model, not a curated record. Lineage: Eukaryota; Metazoa; Chordata; Actinopteri; Cypriniformes; Cyprinidae.
UCCACUAUCAUUUUCUCACACAGAUUGUAAUGAUUAUCACUGCUUUGAUCCUAGUGUCGAUAAAACAGCAUCCGCUAGGGUGAUAAGUGCGCGCGUCUGUUUACAUUUCUCUUUUCUUGCGUUAUUGGGGGGUAAAUUUAGCUUAAGUUGCAGGCAUCAGCUCAGUAACCGAACAUACACAGCAUGGUCAUUGCUCUCCUCCGUCUCCCCUCAUCGGUGAACUUGGGUUGUGGCUAUUGGGUACACAAUGUUCGACCAUGCUUUUGAUGUAAAACAACUGCGCAAGAGACGGAUAGAAACAGGGGGGCGAAGAGAAGAAGAAGGGGGGACGUGAGUAUCGUGUGGUGUUGCACAAUGUUCAUCUUCAUGGGUCCUUCGCUUCGCGCAGUGGACACGCAACAUCCCUCCAUUUAUCGUUUCAGCUCGUUGCGCACACUUGUAAAUUAGCUGCUCGUUUUCUUGCGGUACGUCUUCUCUUUGCAGCUCGGCCCCUUCCAUGGUACCAAUACCUUAUUAUUUUCUCAAGUCAAGUGAGAUGAUAGAAGAAUAUUAAAUAAGACUGAAAAACAUAACAUUACCUUUUCGCACAAGCUGAACAUUAAUUAUUGACAAAACUUUGCCAAAGUACUUCUCCCAUUCACAUCUACUCUGAAAGUUCAAAUGGAUAAGAAAAAGCAAAAGACAACACCUAGACUGGAUAAAGAAGAACACAAUGAGAGGACAGAAGACAGGAAGAGAAUGAGAAAAACCAAAGGGGCUGAACCAGAAGCUUCUCCAAAGAGUAUUACAAGUGAAGUUAAGCAGCAGCAGCAGCCUAGUCUGGGGGAGUUAACAGAUACAAAGUCUGACCAGUCAGAUGGAAAUUUGAGAAUGAAAAUAGGGGUUGGAGCGAAACGGACAAAGAAGCCCCCAAAGAGCCUUGAGAACUUCAUAUGCAGGCCCACAAUCAGAAUCUCUCAGAGGCUUGCACAUGGAGAUGGUCAUAGUCCAUGUGGAGGUGAAGUCUCCAGUUCUGAGAUCAGAGUAGCCAAGCAGUCACAUCUUGAGAUUCAGAAAAAAGAUAGGAACGAUUGCAUUUCUCCAAAAGCAUCCACAAGGCUGAGUGUCCCACUUUCCACUUCAUCCAGAAAAGCUGACUCUACACCAGUCAUUACAGCCUCUAAAAAGGCUCCAUCAAAGCACUUGAGGAAGACUGACUCAAAGUCAUUAUUAACAUCAGAUGGACCUCCGCAUGCAGUUCAACCACAGACAGAUAGCAAAGUACCACUUUCAGAUAGGAUAACCUCCUCUACCUUGCUGAAGCAGACGUAUUCACCUCCAGCUGCCCCUUCUCCACCUUCCUCAUUACAACAGAACUCCAGUCCACAAGACAGCACCCAAGUUUUAAAUGCUCAAAAAGAAAAGGGUGAAGAUCUCCCAACUGGAGAAGCAAUGACCUCCUCCCUCAGUUCACAUGGUUCAAAUGAUGAAAUGAAUGCUCAGACAUCUCAGCAGUCCUCUUCCAAUAUUGAAAAUGACAGUGAAAGCACAUCACUUCCAGUAUCAUGUGGUGAGAAUUUAGAAAAGCAAGCUCCCUGCCCUCCAAAAAAAACUAGAAUUAGGGAAAGUAAUGUUUACAAGGUUUUAAAUGCAAAAGAGAGAGAAGAUGGAGAUUCCGCAUGUUCCAAAAACAUGAGUAGCACCAUAACUAACAGUAGGAGUAAGGAAAAUGGUUUAUUGCAUCAGCAAAGUCCCUCUAUCAAGACAUCAAUGCUCCUUACUGCUUCAGAUGAAUCUGCCGAAUCAGCAACUCCUGAGAACAGCACUUGUACGCCAGAGUUACUAUACAGCAGAGGAAGGAAUAAGAAGUAUACUGAAAGUGAAGUUAUAGAUGACACCAGAAAGAUGACUGUGGAACCUACUCAAGCUGUUGCUGUCCAGCCAAAAGAUGGCAGCAGGGUGGGGCAUAUCAUUGACAAGAAUAAGAAAAGAACUAGGCAUAGUGCAAACCAGGACGAAGAUGUGCAGUGUUCCUCUCAACCCCCUGGGUGUACAGAUUCUCAGUUUAACAGUUAUGUUCCAAGUGAUGAGCCACCUUCACAUCCCAAACAAGACGUCAUGUCACAGAAGAAACAAAAAGCUGUUCAGAUGACUAAGAUGGAAAAUCCGGGCGAGAAGAUGGAGCUGUUGAAGACUGCUAAUGUUAGUUCCACUGCCUGUAAAAAGAUUCCACAAAAAAUGAACCUUAAAAAAAUUCCUUCCAUUAAGUCAUCAGAGGCAUUGUCAACACAGCAGGGUAAAUCAAGACAAGUUGGAAAACUUUCUAAAUCUAAACAACUGCAAAAUUCAUCACCUAGAUCAGAAACCUUUUCCUUUGAGCCCCCUCAUAAGAAAAGGGGUCGUCCAAAAAUGGCCAGGUUGGAAGAGACUCCUCAGGAAAGUAAGUCUCAAAAGUCCUCUACUAAAUUCCCCAUACUUGAACAUGCAAAAAUCCCUGAUCCAGACAAUGGCCUGAAAAUCUCAAAACCAGCUCCCAAAACACUAGGUCAACCCAAACGUUCCAUCUCUGUCCAGAAGAAGAGAUCUAAAUCACUAGACUCAGCAUCAGUGAAGAGGGGUGCUGAAGGAAAACUCAAACCCUCCUUGUCUAAAGCUAGAGAUGCUCAGAUCAGCCGCAAACGAAACAGGUUGAUAAUGAAGACAGUAAUCACAAAUAUCAAUAAGAUGAGAGUGAAGAAGAAGGAUAAGGUACUUACACAGUUCCUUUCAGGGCAAAGCCAAAGUAACAAAUCAGAUUUUGCUCAGAAAGACAAUGAAGGUGAUGCAGAUUGUUCAGUUUCAGAUGGAACACACUCUUUAUCCUCACUUGUUACCUCUUUUGGGGGAAAACUUGGUCCACAAAUAAAUAUCAGCAAACGUGGAACUAUCUACAUAGGAAAAAGGAGAGGUCGUAAACCUAAAGCUCAAAGAGAAACUUCUGGUCAAGACUCUGAACAAGUUCUGGGUCAAAAGUCUCAGCAAGUCUUGACAGAGUCUUCUAAUCAUUUGAACUCUUGGUCCACCUCUGGUGAACAUAGUCAUUCAUUUGAUGGCCAGUCUCCUUUGUGCAGCUCUCCCUAUUCAUUUAAACAUCUUGAGUCCCCUUCGCACACUCUUAGUUCUUUCCGAAGAAAGCUUCAUCUUGGCAACCGUGAAUAUGAUCAACAUUCUGCUCCAAAGGUAACCAGUUCCCAAAAGGUUAAAGCAUUGCACGAAGAGAAAUCGAAACCUCCUUCCUCCUCACAAACUGCACCACGCCCUUCAGCCACAUCCCAGUUAGGCUCUGUAAGGAUUCAAGACCGUAGAACUACACACCUUGGACGAUCAGUAUUGAUGGAGCAAGAAAGACUCAAAUACAAGUGCCAUAGAAAAGGUCAUAAUUGCUUCAGCCAUGAUAAGAUUAGGGGACAUAAACACAAAUGUAAGAAGAAAUAUCUUCAACUCAGGGCUAAAAGGCAAGACCCAGCCUUCCUGGCAGAGAUUGAGGAGUUAGUGGUCAGACUUAGUGAGAUUCGUAUUGUGCAUCAUAUCUCAUCACGAGGGCGUGGGGAUGAAGCAAAAUCUGGAAGGAAGAAUGGGAAAGGGAAAGCUCAUCCUCACGUUCUUCAAUGUCUACCACAAAACCUUCAUCAUCCAGCCAUGUUUCAAAUCAACUUCAGUGGUUACUACUCCCCUCAGUCAGAAUUAUCUCGUGACUCUCUGCAUUAUGUCGGAUUGGCAGAUUUUAAGAGGAACAAUGGGUGUCCCUCUCAACCAGGUGAACACAUUGUCACACAUUGCCCGGUAGUGCACAAACUUGGCUUUCCACUGUCAGGAGGCGGUUGUUACCAUCCACCAUACAAAAUGCCACUCUCUACCACUUCACUUGGUUUUGGACUUUAUAGGGGAUACCCUCCAUCUGCAACUAUAUACCCUUCGUCACCCUUUUUACCCUCUUAUGUGCACCCCUACUCCAAAAAUCCCAUUUUAAGUCCAUCAAAGUUCCAUAAAAAGAAGCACAAGUUUCUGAGACGUGACUCUCUACUUUGUGGCGGGAAGCCACAGGGGACAUAUGCUAAUGUAACAUCUCAUUCCCCUAGUGACUGGUUCAGUAGAAAUAGCUGGCAAAGAGAAGACAACAGAGAGCAGGCUAGAGAUAAAAGGUUUGUGGAUGAUAGGCUUAGAGAAAGAGAAGGAAUAGAGGGUUUACUAGGACAAAGUAAGCUUGGAAAAGACCCUUUCAGAAGGGUUACACCCUCAAAUCCCCCCUGCUCUUCUUCAACACCCUCAAAACAAGCAGACAAACACAAAACUUCACCACUUUCAUAUAUAGGACCUGCACAUCUGAGACCAGUAUCAAAAGUUAGGUGGGCAGAGCAUCAGCAGCCAUGGAGGUGGAGAGAGAGCACUCAGGUAGGGUAGGGGAAGGG